AUGAAUAAAUACACUCUAAGAUUUGACAAUUCUAAAAUGGAAGAACUUUAUUUUUAAGAUCAAUUUGAAGAAUUAUUUAAUUUUUAUACUUGGGCAUGUUGUUUAGGUACCAUAAGUGCAAUAUGUGUUUUUACUAUGGAAUUUAUUAUACCAUUUGGAUUUGGUGCUUGGAAAUACACAUUAAUAAUGAUUCCAAUAGGCUUUAUAACCAGUCAUAGAUUAAUAAAAUUGUUACCUAAAUAUUUCAAUCUUGUUAUGGCGACAAUGAACAUGUCAUUAGGUGGAUUAAUUUUCAUUUUGCUUUAUUUCUUCUCAAACUCCAACAUUCUGUUUCUAGCAGGAUAAACUGUGGCAAUGAUUCAAUACAGUUUACUAUUAGGUUCAAAUGUCAUUAUAAACAUUCUAGUUUUGUUAAUAAACUAGAUAGGAUUGAUGGUAUUAAGUUCAAUAAUUCAAAAUUAUUUCAAUUCUUUAUAAUUAAUGUUUAUAUUAGCAUUGGUACUAGUACUAAAAUCAAUUUGGAGUAGUGAAAAAAUGAAAAGAUCAUUUUUUUUACUGAAGCAUUAAAACAUUCAACUACACAAAUAAUUAGAUAAUGUUUUUUAAUUGAAAAUAAUUAGAUGUAAAUUUGAUAAAAAAUUAAAUCAAUUAAAAUUAGUAAACUUUAAUAAAUAAGCAGAAAAAAUUAUUUAAGAUCAAAAAUAGUUUCUUUAAUUUAUAAGAAAAUAUUCAAUUGUUUAAAUUAGAUCACUCUCAUAACCAUUCUAAAUUUUAACAUAAAGUUAACGUUUAAAGUAAAAAGCAUAAACCUUAGAAUAAAUACUUUAUAAUAUGCUUGGAGGAGAUUAUAGAGAAAAGUCUUCAGAAAUUUAUUCAGAAAUUACUAAGAUUGCAUAUAGAAUUUGCAUAUAUAAAAUUAUAGAGAAAAACUCUGUUCAUUUAAUUAUGUUAAUUUAAGAAGAUAAUGAAUAUUAAAAGAUAUUAAAAUUAAAUAAAGAGGUAAGGAAGAAAAAUCGUAACUAAAGAUUAUUGAUGGCUUGCCUGGAAAAUGCAAAAAGAUCUUUAUAAUUAGUUAAGUAUCUAUCAUCGGAAAUUAUUGAUAAAAAACAAAAAAUCCAUCUAAAUUCUGUAUUAAAUAUACAAACAAUUAAAUUAAUCUCGAAUACAUAAAGUCUAUUAUUUAAAUCUAUUCAUGGAUAUUAUAAUGUUCUCAUACUCAAUAGUAUGCAUUAAAAAUUUCAGGAGACUUGUUAAUUUAACAUAAAGAGUUUACUAAAUGAUUUAUAAUAGUUACAGUGCAUUUUUUGUAAUGUAAAAUAAUUACCAAUUCAUUUUGAAGGAGAGAAUAUUGAAUGUGAAUCAAAUUAUGUAUUAACACUUUAACUAAUUUUGAAUGUACUUUAAGACUCAUCUUUUGAGAAUCCAUAUAAGAGCAUUUUGAUAAAAGUAUAUAUUUUAAGUAUAUUUUAGACCUAAUUAUUACAGUAUUUAUAAACAAAAGUGAUUAAGUAUAAAAUACAUCUUUUUAUUAAUGAAAAUAUAAACACAGAGAGUUCGAAAAAUAGAAUUAGUGCAAAUUAAUUUUAAUAUCUGAAAAAAGUAAACAAGAAGAUUUUAAAAAUAAUUGGAUGGAAUAAUUAAAUCACGAUAAUUAAUGAAAAUAAUUUUAUCUUAAUUGAAUAUAGUCUUAUUCAUUAUCUUAAAGAGUUUAAAGAGGCAAUUAAAAACUGA
Paramecium sonneborni is the source of this 1731-nucleotide messenger RNA. The record is from the annotation of a GenBank genome assembly. NCBI's taxonomy places the organism in Eukaryota, Ciliophora, Oligohymenophorea, Peniculida, Parameciidae.